GCAAGAGUAAAGAAAAGAAGGAGGAAAAAGAGGAUCCGGUCACAACUGCCCAAGGAUCUCCGCCUUUCCGAGGACAAGGGUCCACGAUUCAUCGGGCCACUGCCUCACUCACUACUCCAUACGCCCCCACCGUUUUGCCUCCUCCCCCCCCAACAAGAAGACCUUCCUAUUAAAAAUCCCUUCUAACCCGCACCUGCCUCCAUUAUCAACUAUUUCUUGUUUUCUGCACACAGCAGUUCCUGGCAGUUGUUCUUCCAACUCCAGUCCAACUUCUGAAUUGUCACAAUUCAUCCACCCUUUCCUCUUUCUCAAACCCCCCAGUUGGACAGAGCCGAACACUGGUUGUCACGGACGCCAACAUCUGGCUCUAUUUUCCUCUUAUUUUUUUUUUUCCCCUCCUGCCCACCAUGGCCUCCUCGACAUCGCCAGCGAGGCAGGCUACCGCCUUUCCUGACGGCACCACCGAGUACAAGCCGCUCCGCAAGACCACCAGCUAUGACCCAAAGAAGCCACACAUCUCAGAGCUGCCAAUGACAUGGCAGAACUGGUACAAGCACAUCGACUGGCUGAGCACCACCUUCAUCAUCAUCAUCCCCAUUAUGGGCUUCGUUUCCACCUACUGGGUGCCUCUUCAGUUCAAGACCGCCGUCUGGGCCAUAGUCUAUUAUUUCAACACCGGUCUCGGUAUCACCGCAGGCUACCACCGUCUAUGGGCUCAUCGCUGCUACAAGGCUAGCCUUCCCCUCCGUAUUUACCUUGCAGCUGUUGGUGCUGGCGCCAUGGAGGGCUCCGCUCGUUGGUGGUCAAAAGGUCAUCGUGCACACCACAGAUAUACCGAUACCGAGAAGGAUCCCUACUCCGUGAGGAAGGGUCUUCUGUACAGCCACAUUGGAUGGAUGGUCAUCAAGCAGAACCCCAAGCGUGCUGGCCGUACCGACAUUACCGACCUGAACGAGGAUCCUGUCGUCGUCUGGCAGCACAAGCAUUUCGUCAAGACCGUCAUCUUCAUGGCCCUGGUCUUCCCCACCCUGGUUGCUGGAAUUGGCUGGGGCGACUGGUUCGGCGGCUACAUCUAUGCGGGCAUCCUGCGCGUCUGCUUUGUCCAGCAGGCCACCUUCUGCGUCAACUCGCUGGCCCACUGGCUCGGCGACCAGCCCUUCGACGACCGAAACAGCCCCCGCGACCACGUCAUCACCGCCCUCGUGACUCUCGGUGAGGGUUACCACAACUUCCACCACGAGUUCCCAUCCGACUACCGCAACGCCAUCGAGUGGUACCAGUACGACCCGACCAAGUGGAGCAUCUGGCUGUGGAAGCAGCUCGGCCUCGCCUCCGACCUGAAGACCUUCCGCCAGAACGAGAUCGAGAAGGGCAGGCUGCAGCAGCAACAGAAGAAGCUUGAUCAGAAGCGUGCCAAGCUCAACUGGGGUGUGCCCCUGGAGCAGCUGCCCGUCAUUGACUGGGACGACUUCGUCGAGCAGUCGAAGAACGGCAAGGCCCUCGUCGCUAUCGCCGGUGUCAUCCACGACGUCGCCGACUUCAUCAAGGACCACCCGGGUGGCAAGGCCCUCAUUUCCUCAGCCAUUGGAAAGGAUGCCACCGCCAUCUUCAACGGCGGCGUCUACCUGCACUCUAACGCUGCGCACAAUCUGCUCAGCACCAUGCGCGUUGGUGUCCUUCGUGGAGGCUGCGAGGUUGAGAUCUGGAAGCGCGCGCAGAUGGAGAACAAGGACGUGUCGUUUGUCAACGACCUUUCCGGUCAGCGGAUCAUCCGCGCUGGCGGGCAAGUCACGAGGGUGCCAAUGCCCGUUGCUAGCGCUGAUGCGGCCUAGAAGUUUCCGCCGGGGACAAGGGUUUCUCUGGCUUCACUGCCAGCCUAAACAAGGAGUUUCAAUGACUUUAACCUGCAAAUCAAAUUCUACCAAGCAUCGCCGACUUUGGUCGUCACCACUCUUCUUCAGCGUGUCACGACUAAGCGGUCAAUUUAUUACGAGGCGUUCCCAGGGAAAUUUAAUGGUCAAUGAAUGGGUAGGGGGCGUUAGACUUAAGAGAAAUAAAAAUAUAUUCUACUUUCAUGAUC
Messenger RNA from Cryphonectria parasitica EP155, 2080 nucleotides. RefSeq lists its product as uncharacterized. Lineage: Eukaryota; Fungi; Ascomycota; Sordariomycetes; Diaporthales; Cryphonectriaceae. Gene Ontology annotation, molecular function: stearoyl-CoA 9-desaturase activity; iron ion binding; heme binding. The record is from RefSeq and is a predicted model, not a curated record. The transcript is spliced from 3 exons. The coding region runs from base 408 to 1832 and encodes 474 amino acids. Gene Ontology annotation, cellular component: endoplasmic reticulum membrane. Gene Ontology annotation, biological process: unsaturated fatty acid biosynthetic process.